Setaria italica (foxtail millet) is the source of this 1810-nucleotide messenger RNA. Its product is annotated as transcription factor BIM2. Gene Ontology annotation, molecular function: protein dimerization activity; DNA-binding transcription factor activity. Gene Ontology annotation, biological process: DNA-templated transcription. NCBI's taxonomy places the organism in Eukaryota, Viridiplantae, Streptophyta, Magnoliopsida, Poales, Poaceae. Bases 557 to 1786 code for a protein of 409 amino acids. The transcript has 10 exons. The record is from RefSeq and is a predicted model, not a curated record.
GUGUACAGCUUCGUCUCCGCCGCACCGGUGGAGCACGUGAGCGGGUGAGCUAGCUAGCCUUCUUUUCGCUCCCCUCUUCUCCCUCCCUCCCUCUCUUCCGGUGUUCUCCUACGUGAGCAGUGUUUUUUCACUCCUAGGUAGUUGGAUCAUACCAGUUGAUUAUUCUGUCGUCUGUGCCGCAAUUAGCGGUGGUUAGCCUCAACAAAAAACGCCAGCCGUUCGUUCGAUCAGAUAUGCCAUCAGGAUUCGAAACUCUGUGUGCUUGCCAUUCGCAUCUGGUUGCUGUUUAUGUUGAAGACACUCCAAAUUUCAAAAGAUAAAAACAUGGAUGACACAACCAGACAGGCAGGCAGGCAGUCACACCUCCCCUCUCCUCUUCUCUUUUCCCUGGCCUGGCUUCCCUCCACCUGACUAUAAUAAGCUCAGCGGAGUCGACAGCCGAAUUCGCCACAUUCCGUCGGUACUAGCUAGCAGGCGGCAAGAUCCAGGCACCAUCUUUCUGCUGCAGGGGUAGGCUUGGCAGGCAGGCGCCAGAGAUCUCUCGGUUCCCGUGCCAAUGCAGCUCUUCCAAGGGGAGAAGCCGGCCCACGACUUCCUCUCGCUCCACACCGGAGGAGGCUCGUCGUCGCCGGUGCAGCACUCCACCCAAGGAUACGAUCUGGGGGUGCAAUCUUCGCUGAAGCCUCUGAAGAUGGGCAAGCGGCGCGGCGGCGGCGGCGGCGGCGGCGACGGAGCGAUCGGCAUGGCGCCGUUGGGUCUGGAGGCGGACUCGGAGAAGCAUGCCCUGCCGGGCGGUGUCGGGACGUUCAGCAUCAGGCAGGUGCCAUCGACUACCCAGCCGAGGGGGCAAGGCGUCGUCAGGGAUGCAUUUGCGCCCGUGCUUCAUGGCUCCAGAACGGAGGGCACGCCCGGAGCAGAAUCUGGAGCCAGGGCUCACAGUGGCCCGGCCACAAUGUGGCAAGAUUCGGGCACCGAUCAAAGAUCCAGAGCAACGAGAGGAGAGGGGAGAAGCAGCGGCAGCAGCGGUGAUCAGGGGCCAAGCACUCCGAGAUCGAAGCAUUCCGCGACCGAGCAGCGGAGGAGGACCAAGAUAAAUGACAGGCUUGAAAUACUUCGUGAACUUCUGCCACACGGUGACCAGAAGAGGGACAAAGCGUCUUUCCUUCUCGAGGUUAUCGAAUACAUAAGGUUUUUGCAAGAGAAAGUCCAAAAGUACGAGUCAGGCCACCCACAAAAGAAUCACGAGGAUUCCUCCAUGCCAUGGGCGAAAGUUUACUACAGAUCAUGCUGGAAAAACACAGAGAACAUUAGUCAAGUCCAGGGAGGAGGAUUAUCAGCCCCCACGCAAGAUCUAAACAACGAACAGUACUGUUCCGAGAAAAGUACAGUAGCACCUACUGCUCAUUUCAGCACACAAAGUGCUGGAGAAACUAGUAUAGACGACAUUUCCUCCCAAAAGGCAACAAGCACACCAAAAAACUGGGCAGAUGCAGAUGACAGCACACCUAGCAAACAGCCACCAUGGUUGAGCAUGUCAACCUCUGAUUCAGGCGAUAGAACACUAAGCAAGAAUGAGAACAACACUCUUCAUGAGGAUACUCGUAGUCUUUCUAAUGCUUACUCUCAAGGGUUACUAAACAGAUUGACACAAGCACUAAAAAGGUCGGGAGUAGACCCAUCUCAAGCUAGUAUAUCUGUAGAGAUCAAUAUGGACAAAAGAGAGCCUAGUAACAUGCACGACAAUUUGAAGGUACAUCAGCAAGUUAAAUGCUUACAGAGUUCCUAAACUUACCUCAUAUGGUUUUUUCCC